CCAUGUUAUUGCUUGUGUUUGUGUAGUUGUGUUCUGUCACCCACAUCGACCCCAAAACUGAGAAAAAGAAAUGACAAAAGAAGAGCAAAAAGAGAACACACAGCACAAAGCCUGAGUGCGCCCUCUGACAUCUGCAACAGUCUCCUCUCUUUUUCUUCUUCCCCACAAACAAGACACAUUUCUCAAAAACCCUCCCUUUCCAUAGCCCUCUUCUCUACUUUCCUCUCUGCAUCUCUUUUCCUUGUUCAUCAAUCACUUCCCACAGCCACAUUGUGUAUAUUUAUUGAGCUAAUUAUGAACCACUCUGAAACCUGGAAAACCACGAAAACAACACUGAGAUUAUGAUGAUGAUUCCAACAAUGAUGAACCACCACCACACAACUGUUUCCACAACCUCCAUGCCUUCUCAUCUCCUCUUCACCUGCUUCUUCUUACUCUUUCCCCUGCUACUACUCACUCAGCCUUGCCAUUCCUCCACCACCAUUCUCAGCGAUGGUGUAUCUCCAUGGAACAACCCUUCUGUCUUCGUCGGCGACUCUGUCAUCUUCAAGCAUAAGUACGGGUACAGCCUCUACAUCUUCCAGAGCUUCAGCGCUUUCACGCUCUGCAACUUCAGCCAGGCCACUCUGCUCACGAACCCCGACUCCCCUUCGCAUUCCUACUCGUGGCACACUUCCCGCCCAGGAUUCUUCUACUUCGCCUUCUCCAACGGGUCCUCCUCGUCGUGCGAUGAGCAAUACUCCCAGAAGCUCGCCAUCAAGGUCUCGCCGCAGUCUCCGGCGCCUGAAUUUCCUCCCACGGCAGCUCCGGCAUCGCCGAUUCCAGGCGGAGUGGUGUCGUCUUCACCUGCGUACCCGUGGCCUUUUCAGCCGCGGGAGAAGAGUACUGCUGCUUGGGCGCCGGCGCCGGAGCCAAGUGCCUCCGAUGGCGGCAUUUAUGGAGGUGCUAGCGCGCCGAUGAGGGUUCCGAAGAUGUUGCCGGGCAAAGGAGGUGGGAUGCCGUUCAUAAAUAGUAACCCGGCGGUUCCCCUGCCGACAGGGGAAGUGGAUUCCACCACUAUCCGCCCUCUGCCCACUUCUGCUAGUGCUGGCCACCAACAGAUGAUGAGGUGGAGGAAAGGUUCACUUGGAGCAGAAAUGGUUGGUUUUUCGGGUGUGUUCUUGCUGCUGUGGCUAUGGAUGUGAAGGGAAAAUAACAGAGUGCCACUUAGGGGAACAGAGUAUGAAGAUAUAACUUGGUCAAAGCAGUGUCGCUUUUCCAUCUUUUAACUAUGUAAUGCCUGUUCUAGUAGUUGAGAGAUGGAAGAUGGAUGAUUUUGAAUGAAAAAAUUAGCAGGGAAAAGUGGUGUGUAGAUUUGAGAAUGGCUAAAAAGGGGUCCAAAGUGGCUUUGUAGGGGGGUAUGUGUGUGAGAUGAUAAUAAUAAUAAUAAUAAUAAUAAUAAUAAUAAUAAUAAUAAUAAUGGUUUUAGUUGUAA
This is a messenger RNA of Linum trigynum, 1474 nucleotides long. The record is from the annotation of a GenBank genome assembly. NCBI's taxonomy places the organism in Eukaryota, Viridiplantae, Streptophyta, Magnoliopsida, Malpighiales, Linaceae.